AUGAUCCGUAGCAAAAAAUCUGCACAAAACAAUAUGACAUCUGCUGCAGAUAUAGCUAAGGACACGAGAUCUGAAUUCGAAAAAGCAGGUUUUGAUGUUCCUCCGGUAAAUAUUCGAAAUGCAGCACAAGCUUCCAAGGAAAUAGAAUACCUUUCUGAAAAGAUUGCUCAAGGCGUUGAAUGGGAUGAACAAGUUAAGGCAAUAAAACGAGGAAUGGGUCUAGUCAAUGACGGAGCCUUAGAAUUUGAUGAAUUUUCAGACAAGCUUUCAAAUUUAGGACCUGGACUUGUUGCUGGAUGUUGUAAUUUACGAAGUGCAUUAGUCAAACAAUCAUGUUUAUUUAUAGCGCAAUUAGUUCAUAAUUUACGCAAAAAAUUCGCUGUUUUUGGUGAAGUAAUAGCGCCUUUGUCAAAACAAACUACGCAUGGAACAUUGAUUAUAGCCGAAAGCUGCAAAUUAGCAAUUUUCGAAAUUGUAAAAUAUUGUCCAAAGAAAAAUGUAUUUUUCAGCAUUGUUGAUUUGUCAAAAUCCAAAGCUGGUGAAAAUAGACAGAUCUCAGCAGAUUCUUUUAUUCUAAUGUUAAAUUUUUGGGGAAAACACAUUCUUGAUCAAUAUAACGAAAUAGUAAUGAGAACAUUAAGACUAUUAUUGGUUGACUCACAACCACUUGUCCGGAAUUCAGCUAGAAUUGCUUCAAAAUUAUUUGCAUCAAAAUUCUCGAAAUAUUCAGAGCUAUUUCUUGCAACAUUAGACUCCAAGACUAAAUCUGCUGUUUUGUCUGCUGAAGUUCCUCCAGGAACGCCUCCAAUUAAAGAAACUCAAGAUGAUGUUCCUGAAGUCCAUUGUUCACCUGUAAUUCCAAUAGAAACUAAAGUAUCAGAACAUUUACUAUUCUCCCCUCAUUCUCCAAAAUCAUAUAUAGAAGAAGUUAAGCGACAAUCUGAAAAAAGGAGACUUGCUGAGCAAAAUGGCCUAACAAAACCCGAUGAACUUAAUCCAAAUCAGAGACAAAGUAAGCUUCCAUUUAAAAAGAAGCCGAAAAAACAAGUUGAAAAGCCAUCAAUGAUUCCGAUUUUCAGUAAAACAGCUGAUAUAGCAAGAUCAAAGUCUCCAUCUCAAAUUCCAUCAAAGAAGAAGUCUAAAAUGUCUAACAAACAUCGAUCAAGCUCAGUAAGAGUCUCAAAUUAUGGAAAUGAAAUGAAUUUCAGUCCUCAUCAAAAGCAGAACAAUGAUGACAAUAUAAGGUAUAAAAGUACCGAAAGGAGCAUUGAUAAAAAUCCGAAAUUAUCAGAUGAAGAAAUCAAAAUUAACGAACAGAAAACAACCAAGCGAAAAUCAGAACCUAUGGAAAAGAACCUUCCGCCUCCAAGGCUUGGAAAGAAGCGAGCAUCUUCUCCUGCAAAUAAUGAAUUUACUCCUCUCCGAAAAAGCGCAAUCCUGCUUGAAGAAGGCAAUGAAAAAGAACUGGUUGAUCAAAUAUCCAAAUACCUUGAUCAGAAUAGAACAAAAGAAUUAUUUUCUCAAAUGAGAUAUAUUGUUCCAGGACUUGUAAUUACUCUUAACUGCAAGUCUAGAGCUCUAUCUAAUAAGUCCAUGUCUCUGAUUUCGACUCUGAUGGAUAUUUUCCCUAAUGAAUUUAAGUCUUCUCUUCAAUCAAUGUUUGAAAUACUAUUUGGCGGCUUAUUAAGUGAUAUUGUAGCAUCAGAUAAUGAAGAGCUGCUCGAAAAUCUUCUCUCUACAAUUAGAAAAAAUUAUAAUUCAAAUGAUCUCAUUGCAAUCGUUCUUACUCAAGUUCCUUCAGCGAGACUAACUAAAUUUGCAGCUUCCUUAACCGAAAAUCCUAAAACUGAUCUAUCAAAUUUAGUUGUUGCUAAAAAACUUGCGAAAUUAGGAAUAAUGCACAUGAAAUCAUGCCCAGAUGAAGCCCAAACAAUACUUGUUUCCAUCGCCCGCCAAAACAGAAACGUUCUCACUGACCUUUCCCAUGAAUAUGACCUUCUAACUUCGGAAUAUUUGAACUCGAUUUUGAAUUAUUCGGAUGCGAAAUCUCAAGAAAGUCCUGAUAUUGACUCAGAAAGUAACAUAGAACUAUUGUGCUCUAAUGUUAGACAGUAUUUAAGAAAUAUCAGCGCUGCUGAAUACGUAAAAACAUCAAAAAAGUUUUAUGCAUCACUUGUUAAUGCAGUUCAUCACCACAAUGAUGUUAUUGAAGAUGCUGAUAAGCUUUUUGGUGUUAUGUGCGACUGUCUUGAUCAAAAAGGCUGCGAUAAUUUUGAAAUUCUUCUUGAGUGCGCAAUAUGUCAAAUUGAUAUGGACAAAUCAACUCCGAACUCUCAAAAACUGAUCAGAUUAUUAGAGGCAAGAGCAGAUUCUGAAAAACUAGUUGGAUUUUUCCUUAAUGGAAUUAAUUCAACAAAUAAAAUGGCAUCGCAAUAUGUUGAUGAGCUUUACUCUGUGAUUAAAGCGAACCCAGAUAAAAUUAAGCCUUUCGUUCGGCAGAUCUCGAAAGUUUUAUGCGAUAAUGUUAAUCAUAUUAAUACAUUUGUUCGAAAAAGUGUUGUUUUUUGUAUUGCAUUGCUAAUCCAUACGUAUGGAGAAAUAGCUGAGCAAGUCACACGAGAUUUGGAUAUUUCAAAGCAAAGAUUGAUUUCGUUAUAUGUUAGCAAGCUUAAUCAAUAA
Trichomonas vaginalis G3 is the source of this 2679-nucleotide messenger RNA. Its product is annotated as microtubule binding CLASP family. Gene Ontology annotation, biological process: microtubule cytoskeleton organization. The coding region runs from base 1 to 2679 and encodes 892 amino acids. Gene Ontology annotation, molecular function: microtubule binding. The record is from RefSeq and is a predicted model, not a curated record. NCBI's taxonomy places the organism in Eukaryota, Parabasalia, Trichomonadida, Trichomonadidae. The transcript has a single exon. Gene Ontology annotation, cellular component: cytoplasmic microtubule.